Molecule: messenger RNA, 2097 nt
Organism: Colletotrichum truncatum
Lineage: Eukaryota; Fungi; Ascomycota; Sordariomycetes; Glomerellales; Glomerellaceae
Product: urease accessory protein
Source: RefSeq, a predicted model, not a curated record
AUGCUGGGCUGGGUUCUUAGGCGAGGGUUGGACGGCGCGUCGGGGGGAAACAGAGCCAACGCAGGUGCAGAUGACACCACUCAAAUCGAUCAACCAGACACGCCGGCUCCCGUCUUUGCUGCCCGAGCAUUGAAAAGUGCAAUUUUUGGCACUCCCGCACGACCUGACGACGAUCGCGACAACAACGGUGCCAGUAUGGCGCGUCACAAGAAUACAUACGACUCCGAAACAGAGUCGCGGACCCCAGUAAAACAACCGCAGGGCAUUUUACUCACCCCUGGAACUGGCACCUCUCGACGAAAACGAGUCUCGUUCGGAAACGAUGUGUUGGACAAAGCCGGCGGCAAGAAGGGCAAAGGAAAAGAUACAGACGACCGACCGGGGAAGUUUCCUUCCAGCUUCGACCUUACGAACGGCGAUUCUGCAAGCAAGCGCACAAAGUUGACCGAAACAAUGGAAAACUCACGUCGAGCGAAGGGGGCUACAAGCACUCGCGAGAGCCAACAAACACAUUCUCAGCCAACCCGAGCGGAUGACGCUGAAGAUGAAUGGGAGGAAGCUGACGACGACCAAUGCACGAGCGAUGUCACGAUUGACCUUAACGAGCCUCAUUCGCGGUCGGGAAAGUAUUGGAAGUCGGAAUUCGAACAGUAUCACCAAGACGCUAAGGCCGAGAUGGAGAAAUUGCUCAAGUACAAGCAGCUGGCCAAGUCGUACGCCAAAAUGAAGGACGCUGAGGCCAUCGAUUUGAACUCGAAACUCAGGGAAGAACAAGACAAGGUUGUCCAGAUGGAGAAGAAGAUUACCGAAAUGGCAGCGCAGAUAGCUUCCAAACGUGUCAGCGGUGAGGAGAGAGACAAUCCUCAGCUGUUGAAGGAUUUGGCGAAGCAGACUGCAGUUGCCGUAGAGUACAGGUCACAGGUCAAAGAGCUCGCCGCCCUGCUGGAGAAUCGCGACGAGGAGGAGGGGGAUGCGCGAAGCCGGCGCCGACGGCAAGCGGCAUCUCCACGCACGCAGAAGACUUUGCUUGAGACGCAGCGUGAGCUGAGGAAAGCCAGAGCUCAAGUAAAGGAGAACAAUCAACUAAAGGAAGAGAUCGAGAGACUGAAGUCAGACCUUCUGUUCGCGGAGCAGCGUGCCAACAAGCUGGCUGAGGAGAACAAGCGGUUGGCUGGAGAGCGGCCCAUUCAAGAGAGUGUCUCGUCCGUAUCCGCUGCCCAGCUCGAAGAACUAGAAGACCUGAGACAAGAAUCCCGCCAAAAAGACGAAGAACUACGCCGUGUCAAAGCGGACUUUGAUGCGUAUAGAGCGGAUUCCGAGGCCAUGCAAGAGGAUACCAGGCGUAUCCUGGAGAAGGCAACCGACAAGAUUAAUGAUCUGAAGAAGGAAAUUAAGACGCUCAAGGCAGGUGCAGCUGAUGGACAUAAAGCAAAGACGUCCGUCAGCUCUUUGCCAGAACGAGAGACAGCUGAAAAGGAGAAGGGACACGAGAGGGGACACCGGACACAGGACAACAAUCGCUUUGGUACAGCUGACAAGGUCCGACAAACUUCAAAUGGCACAGGUCGACGGAGUCUUGACCUUGUGGAAAGCCUUGGUAGGAAGCUCAACGAGUCCAAGUCCCUCAAUCUACGGGACAAAUACCAAGAAGACGCCGAUUCACUCUCAUCAAAUGAAGAGGACCUUGCCAAGGUUCCUACAGGACGUCCCAAAUCUGACAUUAUUUCAAAUCGGAUCAACUUGGACAAGCCUAGAUGGCGACCAUUCAUCCCACGGUCACCUCGCAACAGGGCGUACCUCGGCGCCGACCUCAACGACCGGAUCGUGAGCUCCAGCGAGAUUCCGUCGGGAACAACGCCGGCACCACGACACAGAUUCUCAUCCAAAGAGAACGAUCCUCCCAUCGAUUUGUUGCAGGAUCGAUUCGCCCGGCUCGGCAACCCUGAUGCCGAGGCUAGCACUAUGUUGGCGGCAAACAUGUCGAAGAGCACCUUGCCGCCAGAACGGCGAGCGGCGGCUAUUGCACGCAUAGAACAAAGAAAGGCCGAAAAGAGGCGCACCAUGUCGAAUCAGAAUAAGGAGAACAUGCGACCUUGA